AAAUUAUACUGGAAGAGCUCACUCAGGAAGUAAAACAACUACGAGCAAAAGAAAACAUGGCGUAUGAGGCAAAGAAAGCCGAUAGCAUGAGGCUACGUGAUCAAGAAAAUAUACUGGAAGAGCUCACUCAGGAAGUAAAACAACUACGAGCAGAAGUUGAAAACAUGGCGUAUGAAGCAAAGAAAGCCGAUAGCAUGAGCCCUGUCGAUAUCAUUGAACCAACAAACAAAGAGUUACAGAACACUCAACCUGGAGCCAAUUUUACUCAGGCAGAAUUACUUAGGAUUGCUAAAGAUAUUCUGAGUGAAUGGGAUUUAAUCGCUCUAAGAACUGGACUAUUUGAUCAUGAUGAAAUUACCAACAUUAGACAAAAUAAUAGUUACACAGAUGAUGUAAGAAAAGCAAUGGCAAUGUUAGACGCGUACCAAAAACGAAAUGGCACUCGAGAAUGUUUAGUGUUGGCUUUGGAAGAAUCCCAACGUCAUGAUACGGCGAGAAAAGUGCGAUCAAAGUGUUAUCAAACUAUCAAAGCCGAUUAGUAUUGAUUUGUGUUUUAUGGAUCUAAACCUUUGCUUCUGCGAUAUCUUAAUCCGGGGGAAGUUUAAUAAAGUUACCGUAUAAUCCUUGUAAAUACCUGUUUUCCAAAGUUUUUUUUGCUGUGAACAAAUCAAUAUGCGUUGUUCGCCAUUAUUCAACUUAACAUCAAGUAUGUUAUUACAUUCAUUUUGUAAUUCUAUAUCUGGCAAGUACUUGAUAUUUAACAUACAGUACUCGAUAUUUUGCAUAAUCAUAAAAUUUGCGCAUUCGCACAUGAUUAUCCAUAAGCAUGUAAACGAUAUAAAGAUAUACUGAUCACUCAUUGUAUUAUAAUGUACAUGACCAUUGUCUCAGAGAUUAGUUCAUGUUCAGUAUAUAGUGCGUGUACUUUCUAAGUCUUCAUAGUCUUACAGUCUUGCUGCGUGUAUAUUGAACAAAUUGUAUAGUAUGGAAUUUGCUUGUAUUUUUUGUAAAAAUCUUGUAAUAUAAUUUACUAAAGUUACAUUUUAAAAAAGGUGUACCUUGAAACGAAGGUACCUCGAGACUUCAUGCAUGCAUGCAUUUACACCGACUUAUACUUAUCUUGUAUUAUUACUAUUGUUAAGUAUCUUUUAUUAUGCACGAGGCAGAAGAUUUUACAAUGAAUUAACUAAAGUUCA
Dendronephthya gigantea is the source of this 1196-nucleotide messenger RNA. RefSeq lists its product as uncharacterized. Gene Ontology annotation, molecular function: protein binding. NCBI's taxonomy places the organism in Eukaryota, Metazoa, Cnidaria, Anthozoa, Malacalcyonacea, Nephtheidae. Bases 57 to 539 code for a protein of 160 amino acids. Gene Ontology annotation, biological process: signal transduction. The transcript is spliced from 3 exons. The record is from RefSeq and is a predicted model, not a curated record.